This is a messenger RNA of Onthophagus taurus, 2176 nucleotides long. NCBI's taxonomy places the organism in Eukaryota, Metazoa, Arthropoda, Insecta, Coleoptera, Scarabaeidae. The record is from RefSeq and is a predicted model, not a curated record.
UCUGACGAGUAAUCGUGCCAAUUUAGAGCUUUUUUGAAUGAACAUUAGCUGGGAUAUAGGGUUUUAACCUUCCGGCGGGCGCGCUUGUGUACAAAGUACACACAAUUGUGUUUAAGGGGUAGAAUGACGUAAUUUCCGGAGAAAUAAACCUUUCUUUAGCAGGUAUUCCUUUAGAGUUAAUUUGUCUUUUGAAGGCUACGGUUGAAAAUUUUUUGAGAGGCUUAGAAAUUACAAAAAAAAAUAAAUUAGUGAGAUUAAGUGAGUUUGUGUACAAAAUACACGUACGCGCCUGUUCGUGUUAUUGUUAAUUAAUUAAGAAUGUCAGGAAAUGAUAAUUUGAGAGAUGGCUUGUUAGAUUUUUUGGAAGAGGAACCUAAGGAAAGUAUCGACGAUAGCGAUAUAUCCGAUGAAGAAGAAGAAAUUGUGCAAAGUGAACAUGAUAGUGACUCAGAGCAGAGCGCCAAUGAAACAGAGGAAGCACACACAAGUAGUGGUGACUUUUUUCUAGGAAGAGGAAAACCGAAAGUAAUAAAAAAGACAAGUUCGGCGAGCAAGUCUGAGGUAAACCAACAAGAUGACGAAUCAUUGAAAUGGUAUAAAAAUCCUAAUAAGCGACCUUCGAAAAUUAGGGGUAAAAAUAUCGUAAAAGUUCUACCUGGACUUACAACAAAAACACGGAACAUUACCGACGAAAUAAGUGCAUUUCAAGCAAUUAUUACUCCAAACAUAAUCAACGAUAUUGUCCGAUAUACAAAUAAAUACAUCGAAUCCAAACGUAAUACGAUUUCAUAUUCGAGGGAACGAGACUGCCAAAAUACAACAAUUUGCGAAAUAUUAGCUUUAUUUGGAACUCUUUUCUUGAUUGGUACGAAGAAAGGAUCUCAUGUAAACGUGAUGGAUCUGUGGAAUAGUGAUGGCACCGGCAUUCAAAUUCUCCGAGCAGUAAUGGGUUCCAAACGAUUUUUAUUUCUGUUGAGAAGUCUUCGUUUUGAUGAUAAAUCAACAAGGAAUGAAAGGAAGAAAACGGAUAAGUUGGCUCCAAUCAGAUCAAUCCUUGAUUCCUUUGUCAAUAAUUGUAAAAACAGUUAUAACGUUAGCGAAUAUGUAACCAUUGACGAAAUGUUGCACUCGUUUAGAGGUAGAUGUAGUUUUGUGCAAUAUAUACCAAGCAAACCUGCUAAAUACGGUAUAAAAAUUUUUGCCAUGUGCGAUGCCAAAUCUUUUUAUACCAGCAACUUUGAAGUUUAUUGUGGGCAACAACCAAAUGGAAUUUAUAAAGUUUCCAAUUCACCCAUCGACAUUGUGAAACGGUUAAUAACACCAAUUGAAAAUUCUGGUAGAAAUCUAACGACGGACAAUUGGUAUAGUAGCUUAACCUUAGCUAAAUAUCUUCUAGAAAAAAAAAUUACAUUCAUCGGAACAUUACGUAAAAACAAACGUGAAAUUCCUCCGGAGUUUUUGCCAAAUAAAAAUCGUCAACCUCAAUCAUCUUUAUUUGGCUUUCAACAAGAUACUGCAUUAGUCUCUUAUGUCCCAAGAAAAAACAAAGCCGUUAUAUUAUUAUCAACGAUGCACGACUUACCGGAAGUUGACGAAGAAUCUCAUAAACCCGAAAUAAUUUUAAGUUAUAAUCAAACAAAAGGAGCAGUAGAUACGGUUGAUAAGAUGUGCGCUGCCUACUCUAUUUCGAGGGUCACUAGACGAUGGCCAUUAGCCCUGUUUUUUACGCUGCUAAAUAUAGCGGGAAUAAACUCGCAAAUAUUGUAUUUUACAAAACAUUCUACGGGAAAUCAGUGUCGUCGAAGAAUUUUCUUAAGUAAUUUAGCAAUUGCUUUAAUGAAAGAGCAACUAAUUAUGAGAGCUCAAAUAAUUUCGCUGCCAAAGGAUAUUCGAGCGUUUUUGCAAAUAUCCUACAUGGGCGCUGAGUGCGGGACGUCGGAAACACAACCAACUCAAUCUAAAAAACGAGGGAGGUGUAAAUUGUGUACAAAUACAAAUACUACACAAAAAUGUUGUAAAUGUAAGCAAUUCAUAUGUAAAAAACACUCAAAAACUAUGAUAACUUGCUCGACUUGUGAAAUGCAUUCAGACUCUGACUCAUAAUUGAUUUAUUAGUUGUUCAUUAUGUUAUUAUGUUAUUGUAAACACAUAAAAUAUAACAAUAAAGUGUCGUGUA